GCACCAAAAAUCAUGACCAGAAAACAUUCACGUUCACAAUUACCACCAAGCUGGCUAAAGAAUUCUGAGACUGGAAGAAAAUCAUCAAUUGAUUCAACCGGUACUAAAGACAGCAGUAAUGGUAAUAUAAUAGAAACAAGGCAAACCACUGCAACUCCUUCUUCAUUACAAAGAGAGAAUAGUACAAGUAGUCUUUCUGGUAGUAAUAGUAUGAGCAGAAGAAAUUCAAAUGGUAAAAGAUUAAAGAGAUAUACUAAUGAUAGCAAUAAAUCAUCUAAUGAUGAUAUUAGUUUACCACCAAGCACACCAACAACAACUUCAGUAAGUCGACAAAAUAGUUCAACAAGUAUGGGAUUCUAUACUGAAAAUAACAACAACAGUACCACCACUGGGGCUGCUAACGAUAAUAACGAAGAAAAUACACAACAUCGUGAUAGUGGAUAUUUCGGAGGAGUCGUUAUGGAUGUUAAGAGAAGAUCACAAAGCAGUAUGGCAAUGGUACGACGAGGAUCCAAAGAUGUUUCACAUCUUUCUCAAAACUCAUUUGGUAGAAGUUCACCUGAAAGUGAAGAAGUAGCAGGCAUCAUGGCAGGAAAUGGUGAACGUAGAGGAUCAAUAGUACAACAUCAUACACACACAAGAUCAGAAACACCACCAUGUGUUAAUGUAUAUGAUAGAUUAUCAAGAAGUCAUACACAUUCAAGUUCUGCCAAAAACACACCAACAAAAAAAGCAAUGAAGGACUUUAACAAUAGUGAACGAAGAGGCAGUUUUAGUGAACAACGAAGAGAUAGUUUUAGUGAACAACGAAGGGGUAGUUUUAGUAAAUCACAUAUAAAACAAAAUAGUGGAGGAGUUGACAGUGCGUUAGCAGCAUUAGAAGGUAAAAAUAAAUCAACAGCCACAACAACGACUAUCGAUUAA
Messenger RNA from Entrophospora sp. SA101, 924 nucleotides. Lineage: Eukaryota; Fungi; Glomeromycota; Glomeromycetes; Entrophosporales; Entrophosporaceae. The record is from the annotation of a GenBank genome assembly.